Molecule: messenger RNA, 2150 nt
Organism: Psammomys obesus (fat sand rat)
Lineage: Eukaryota; Metazoa; Chordata; Mammalia; Rodentia; Muridae
Gene: Oat
Product: ornithine aminotransferase
Exons: 10
Coding region: 99-1418 (439 amino acids)
Cellular component (GO): cytoplasm
Molecular function (GO): L-ornithine transaminase activity; identical protein binding; pyridoxal phosphate binding
Source: RefSeq, a predicted model, not a curated record
CGGGCGGUCACUUCUGUCUUCGUGGCCGGAGUACGCCGUGCGGUUCUUAGCGGACGCUGUCAGGUUCUACCCUUCCAUUCCUGAAAGAACUAUAUACAAUGCUUUCCAAACUAGCAAGUUUGCAGACCGUUGCUGCUCUGCGGCGAGGAGUUCAUGCCUCAGCUACCUCUGCUGCAUCUGUUGCAACUAAGAAGACCGUGCAAGGCCCGCCAUCCUCUGAGUACAUUUUUGAACGAGAAUCUAAGUAUGGUGCACACAAUUACCACCCUUUACCUGUAGCCCUGGAGAGAGGAAAAGGCAUUUACAUGUGGGAUGUAGAAGGCAGGCAGUACUUUGACUUCCUGAGUGCUUAUGGUGCUGUCAGCCAAGGACACUGCCAUCCCAAGAUCAUAAAUGCCAUGAAGAGUCAGGUGGACAAACUGACAUUAACAUCUCGGGCUUUCUAUAACAAUGUCCUCGGUGAAUUUGAGGAGUAUAUUACCAAGCUUUUCAACUACAACAAAGUCCUUCCUAUGAAUACAGGUGUGGAGGCUGGAGAGACUGCCUGUAAGCUUGCUCGUCGUUGGGGCUACACGGUGAAAGGCAUCCAGAAAUACAAAGCAAAGAUUAUUUUUGCUGCUGGAAACUUUUGGGGUCGAACGUUGUCUGCAAUCUCCAGCUCCACAGAUCCGACCAGUUACGAUGGCUUUGGACCCUUCAUGCCAGGCUUUGAAAUUAUCCCAUAUAACGAUCUGCCUGCGUUGGAGCGUGCUCUUCAGGACCCAAAUGUUGCUGCCUUCAUGGUGGAACCCAUCCAGGGUGAAGCAGGUAUUAUUGUUCCAGAUCCAGGAUACCUGACGGGAGUUCGAGAACUCUGCACCAGGCACCAGGUCCUGCUUAUUGCUGAUGAAAUACAGACGGGAUUGGCCAGAACUGGUAGAUGGCUGGCUGUGGAUCACGACAAUGUCAGACCUGACAUAGUUCUUCUUGGGAAGGCCCUUUCAGGGGGCUUAUACCCUGUGUCUGCAGUGCUGUGUGAUGAUGAGAUAAUGCUGACCAUUAAACCAGGCGAGCAUGGUUCCACAUAUGGUGGCAAUCCACUAGGCUGCCGAAUUGCCAUUGCAGCUCUUGAGGUUUUAGAAGAAGAGAAUCUUGCUGAAAAUGCGGACAAGAUGGGUGCUAUCUUGAGAAAGGAGCUCAUGAAGCUGCCCUCUGACGUUGUGACUACUGUAAGAGGGAAAGGGCUGCUAAAUGCCAUUGUCAUCAGAGAAACCAAAGAUUGUGAUGCUUGGAAGGUGUGUCUUCGACUCCGAGAUAAUGGGCUUCUGGCCAAGCCGACCCAUGGCGAUAUCAUCAGGCUUGCCCCACCACUUGUGAUCAAGGAGGAUGAGAUCCGGGAGUCAGUGGAAAUCAUUAACAAGACCAUCUUGUCCUUCUGAGAGUAGGAACUGUUUACUGGCCGCUGGAACCAUUUUCAGAAGGGGGUCUUGUAAAAUCCGCUCACAUGGGCAGAUUCAACUGGCUUUUCUCUUAAAAGGAGUUUUUUUGAAUAUAUAUAUAUAUUUCAGUUGAUGCACAGUAGAGUGACACUUAGCAGGAGCCUGCAGCUGGCUGGAUGACAGAAGAACGAGAGUGAGUGGCAUCUCUCUGUUAAGGUUUUGACUGUGUGGGAACCUUCUAAGGAGAAACAGAUCCAUCUGCAUACAGCCUGCAAAUCCAGCCCUGCAGUAAUUUACAUACAUUGUUAUAAGUUCCUUGCUGGUGUGACUGUUUGUAUUUGGAAGUUAUUUCUGAGAUACUACGUAAGAAACUUGCUUAACCUCAUGCAGAUGAGUCGUUGUAAUCAAUGAAUGUUAAGAUGAUUGAAGGUUAAGCAUAUGUAAAAUACUAGUUUAAAGUAAACUUUGUAUUGGCCAACACCAGAAUGUAUUGUAUAGUUUCUGAGAAUUCAUUCCUAAAUUACACUUUAAGUACUUGAUUGCAAUUUGUAAAACAUUUAUUUUCAGUAUUUCUUUGAAUAAAGCUUAAUUUUUCUUUUUACCCCAACAGAGUAUUUUGUAUUUCCAUUUUGGUAAUAAUCAGUGUCUUUCUUCCUUUUGACUGGCAUUUCAUCUAUUGAGACCAGUGUGUUUCAGGCUUUUUAUUCUAAAUAAAGCUAUGACUGAUUCAUA